UUAUUUGAAGGCUGAUGUGCAAGAUGAGAUUUUCGGCAACUUGGUUAUUCUAUUCCGGAAUGACAAUGGAUAUAUACGGAAUGCAGCUAGAGAAAGCCUUCUGCGAAUAAAUGUUCGUAUAUAUUAAAAUGGAAAAUAAGAACGCCUACUCUAUAUUCAUUCUUUCUAACAUCACACUCUCCAUCUAACUUUCUGUCUUUUGCCUGUGUUUUGUGUGCAAUUGGUUUUCAUUAUAGUUGAUGCAACUUUGCAUUAGUUUGGAAUUUGUGACUCAGAAUACUUGGUUCUAUCUUUGGAAAUAGUACCAGUGAGAUAUGUUGCCAAUGAUAUCUUAUUUGCCUGUCCAAGUGCUUUCUUGUGAGCUGGUUCUUAUGACGUGUGAAGCCAACUCAUCCUUUCACCUUUGUUUUUGAGGCUGCAGGUUGAUCCAUUAACCAUAGUCAGGUUAUUUGAAGCUAUUCUCAACCAGGAUCAGAAGCACACUACUUUGAAAAGAACAAAGAGAAAGAAACAUCUGAGUGAUAACACUUUUGGGCUGUCUCGAGAUUUAUUUGACACCAUUGAAUCAUUUCUUUCUUUGCUUGGCUCUCUUCUUGAUAUUUUGUUGUUAAAGAAAAAUAUCAGUGAAAGGAGUUCUCUGUGGCGACCACUUUUCAUGGUUUUAGAGAAACUAUUUUCUGAUUAUUGGCUUCAGAGUGUAAUUGGUCUGAGUGAAAAAGAAAAUACUGACGUCACUGAACUUUCAGAGAGUAUCUUGGGCGCUCUAUGUCAUGCCCAACAGACGACAUUAGUAAUCCUCAAGGAUAUUUUUGAAUCACUCACAAUGAAUCCUCAUUUAAAGGAUGACACAUGUUUGAAAAAUAACAUCGAGCUUAUAAUCAGUUGUGCUCGUUCUGCCAAAGAUGACAUCACUCGGAAUCAUGUAUUCAUGUUGUUGUCCUCUGUUGCAAGGGUUUCCCCUGAAUGGCUUUUGGAGCAGAUUAUUGAUAUAUUUAGCUUAAUUGGAGAAUCUUCUAUAAAACAGGGUGAUGGCCAUUCACAAGCUGUGCUGGAGGAGUUGAUAGCAACACUUGUUCCUUGUUGGUUAUCUAAAACCAACAGCAUAGAGAAGCUGCUGGAGAUCUUUAUAGCAGCCUUGCCAGACAUAACUGAACACAGGAGGCUGACUCUCAUGGUUUACCUUUUAAGGAUUCUAGGAGAAGAAUGCAGCUUUGGUAAAUUGCUGCUUCAGAUUUUUCAUUCAUUGAUCAAACGGAUGCAAAAUUCUUCUGAGCAUAGGAAAACUAUGAAUGAACUAUUGUCUUCUGAUUAUUUUGAGGUGGAGUGGGAGUACAUGUUUGCAUUACAAUUAUGCAGUCAGUAUUCAUGCAAAGUUUGGCUUCCAUGCCUUGUGAAUCUCUUCGAGGAAAUUAGAACAUGCACUGAAGAAGAGGAUCAAUUACCUGUGCUGUGUCUGACAAUGCAUUUUAUUCUUCACAAAUUGCAUGAUACUGAGUUGGUUUUUGAGCUUGAUUCAGGGAAGGAUGGAAACUGGCUUCAGACUACACUUGGAGCACUUAUGAAGCAGAUUGUCCUGCUCUUGCAACUUGUCCAUGUUGGAAGCAAAAGAGGAAGAGCUGCAAAAGACCUUAAGGAACUCAUGCAUGUGGUUUUAAAGAUUAUUACAAAAUGGAUGGUUCCUUCCACCUACUUCAGAGGCAUCACUCAGUUAGUGGCACAUUCAAAUGAUAAUGUGAAGAAGAAGGCACUUAGGUUACUAUGUGAAUCUGCAAGGGAGAGUGGGUUGGUACAACAGAAUCCUACAAAGGCUAAGCUUUUUAAGCAAAGACAAAAAGCUUUUUCACUUCAUGUAGAUGAGAGUUCCAGGCCUUCCUUCCAUGAGAUGUGUUUGAGACUAGUAAAGUUGAUUGAUUUAACUGAAGACAAUUUAGAAACUCCUGUAAAACUUGCAGCAAUAUCUUCACUCGAAGUUUUGGCCAAAGCGUUUCCAUCUAAUGAUAUGAUUUUCAACAGAUGUCUUGAAUGUGUUGCAAAGCACAUUAAUUCUACUGAUAUGGCCAUCUCUUCGGGCAGCCUUCGGACCACUGGUGCUCUGGUUUGUGUGAUUGGUUCAAAAGCACUAUCUCAACUUCCAAAUAUAAUGAAGAAUAUGUUUCAAAGAGUUCAUGAGGUCUCAGGUUGCCCGAUAGGAAGAUCUAGAUCAGACCGCAAAAAGAUUGCUGAACUUGCACAUUCUAAAGUUCCUAUCUUAAAUUCUGCUCUUGUCACUUUGGAGGCUGUUGUAGAAAACCUUGGUGGAUUUUUAAAUCCCUAUCUUGAGGAUGUUUUGGAUAUUAUGGUUCUUCAUUCAGAAUAUGCUCUAGACUCUGAUACAAAGACUAAAUCAAAGGCCGCGACUGUUAGAAAGCUUCUAACAGAAAAAAUACCGGUCCGGCUUAUGCUUACUCCUUUAUUAAAGAUUUAUUCCAAUGCACUUAAAUGUGGUGAAUUAAGUUUGUCAUUAGAGUUUGAAAUGCUGGCCAACAUGAUCAGUUCAAUGGAUAGGCCAUCAAUCGCUUCGUAUCAUGUGAAAAUUUUUGAGCAGUGUAUAUUAGCUCUUGAUCUUCGCCAUCAGCUUCCAGAGUCGAUUAAAGAUGUAAAUUUGGUAGAAGAAAAUGUUAUCCAUGCCAUUAUCACUCUGACAAUGAAACUCACAGAGGCCAUGUUUAGACCUCUUUUCUUUCAUAGUCUUGAAUGGGCAGACUGUCAAGUGGAAGGAAGUGAAUCGAGAAAAAUGAGAAGCAUAGACCGGUCAAUCUCUUUCUACAAGCUGGUCAAUAAACUCAUAGAACAUCACCGGUCUUUGUUUGUACCUUACUUCAAAUAUUUGUUGGAUGGAUGCACACAUUAUCUAUCUGAAGAUCCCGAUGCAGCUAAUGUUGUUUCAGCCCCAAAGAAAAAGAAGGCAAAGGUUGGGGCGGACACAAAAUCUCUGGUUGUGUUGUCUCCAAGAUUAUGGCAUUUAAGAAGCCUUAUUUUGAAGUGCUUACAUAAAUGCUUUCUAUAUGACUCAUCAGAGAAGAAGUUUCUAGAUUCUUCAAAUUUUCAGGUUCUAUUGAAACCGAUCGUUUCUCAGUUUGUGGUGGAACCACCUGGCUCUUUAGAGCCAUCUUCGGAUGCACCCAGUGUGGAGGAGGUUGACGAAUUAAUUGUUGUGUGCCUGGGUCAGAUGGCUGUUACAUCACGUUCUGAUGUGCUAUGGCAACCAUUGAACCAUGAGGUGUUGAUGCAAACAAGGAGUGAGAAAGUCCGGGCGAGGAUUUUAGGGUUGAAGGUUGUGGAUUACUUGCUUGAUCAUUUGAAAGAGGAGUAUCUGAGUCUAAUGGCGCAGACAGUACCAUUCUUGGCUGAACUUCUUGAGGAUGUUGAGGCUUCUGUUAAAUCUUUAGCCCAAGAGACUCUUAAGAAGAUGGAGACUUUGAGUGGUGAAAAUAUCAGGCAAUACUUGUAAACUUGUAACACGGUGUUAUUCAUUUCCUUAAAAUCCUUUGGCCACCAUUUGCUCCGAAGAGUUAAAGGGUCACAAUUUUGUAGUCCUUGUUGCAUUUCCUAACAUUAUCAUGUAAAACAAAUGUAUUUUAUUAUAUUAUUAUUCUUGA
Molecule: messenger RNA, 3638 nt
Organism: Dioscorea cayenensis subsp. rotundata (Guinea yam)
Lineage: Eukaryota; Viridiplantae; Streptophyta; Magnoliopsida; Dioscoreales; Dioscoreaceae
Exons: 13
Coding region: 656-3490 (944 amino acids)
Biological process (GO): maturation of SSU-rRNA from tricistronic rRNA transcript (SSU-rRNA, 5.8S rRNA, LSU-rRNA); positive regulation of transcription by RNA polymerase I
Cellular component (GO): small-subunit processome; t-UTP complex; 90S preribosome
Molecular function (GO): snoRNA binding
Source: RefSeq, a predicted model, not a curated record